UCGCAUCGAAGUGACGUGACUACACAUCGGUGGUCGUUUUAAUUCUGUAUAAUUCAAUUCUUGGCCAUCCGUGCAAGUGACCAUGCCAAGACCUUCGCGCGAGUCUUAUGGUGAUCAGAAACCGCCGUAUUCUUACAUUUCUUUAACUGCGAUGGCGAUUUGGAGCUCGCCAGAAAGAAUGUUGCCGCUGUCCGAGAUAUACCGGUUCAUUAUGGAUCGUUUUCCGUAUUAUAGAAGAAAUACACAGAGAUGGCAGAACUCAUUGAGGCAUAAUCUAUCCUUCAACGAUUGUUUUGUGAAAGUGCCCAGGCGUCCAGACCGACCUGGAAAAGGUGCUUAUUGGACUCUACAUCCACAAGCGUUUGAUAUGUUCGAGAACGGUUCUCUGCUGCGCCGUCGGAAGCGAUUCAAGUUGCAGAAAGGUGAAAAGGAUAACCUUAAUGCAGAAUUGGCAGCACUGGCGAGUUUUAAUAGAGCAUUUUUGGCACGUCAAGGGAAUACUGCGCCACCGACGGCGAUGGGCAGUGCUAGCUUAUACACUCCUCCGAUGUGUUCACAAAUGAGUCCGGAACCGGCGGAGCUGCCUGAUGUAUCGCCGGUGACAGUUCUGCCUCAACGUCCACGCCGAGCAUUCACUAUAGACGCACUCCUAGAGCCGGAGCCACCGCGGUUGUCACCUUCGCCACCACAACCGAUGCUGGGCAUGCAAGUGCUGUCUCCUCUUCCACGGUUGGAGCUGCCCAUUCCCUCUCCGUACAUGCUAGCGGCGCACAGAUAUCAGGCCGAGCUCCUGCAGGCUGCGGCCCAUGCUCUUCGCCCGUGCUACUUCCCUCCACAACCGCUUCCAGUUGCGUGACAUCAGAUGGAGUUUGUGAACUGUUUUAACCCGUGCAAUGAUAGAUUGUAAGUACCAAUGACUCAGGUUAAACGUGAUUGUAGUAUUUUGUUAUGUAUUUAUAACUGAUGUUGCAGAAAAUAAUCUUGGUUUUUUCCUACGACAGUUAAAACUCAACUACUUAGAAAACCGUAAAUAGGCAUGACAUUCAAGCUCCCGACGAUUUCAGAGCGCCUAAUUUUUUUUAUUAAUAUAACAAUUUUGUUUCAAUUGCCCUGAUCUCAUAAUGGAUUUUAAACUUAUGAUGUGUAGUCAAGUAGGACACAAGUUUUAGCUUAAUAGAAACUAAUACCUGUGUAAAUACUCUUAAUAGUUAGGUUUAGUUUAAGAUGUUGAUAAAUGUAGCUUAUAAUUGUUAUUUAUUUUCCUCUAAUAGCUGUUAUUUUGAAUGAUCGUUGUAAAUAUAAUU
Molecule: messenger RNA, 1304 nt
Organism: Leptidea sinapis
Lineage: Eukaryota; Metazoa; Arthropoda; Insecta; Lepidoptera; Pieridae
Gene: fd96Cb
Product: fork head domain-containing protein FD4
Exons: 1
Coding region: 83-856 (257 amino acids)
Biological process (GO): cell differentiation; anatomical structure morphogenesis; regulation of transcription by RNA polymerase II
Molecular function (GO): DNA-binding transcription factor activity, RNA polymerase II-specific; RNA polymerase II cis-regulatory region sequence-specific DNA binding
Source: RefSeq, a predicted model, not a curated record